Hydractinia symbiolongicarpus is the source of this 2075-nucleotide messenger RNA. RefSeq names its product protein Mpv17-like. Gene Ontology annotation, cellular component: cytoplasm; membrane. NCBI's taxonomy places the organism in Eukaryota, Metazoa, Cnidaria, Hydrozoa, Anthoathecata, Hydractiniidae. The coding region runs from base 75 to 632 and encodes 185 amino acids. The record is from RefSeq and is a predicted model, not a curated record. The transcript has 2 exons.
GACAAUUUGUCCGGCGUCCGGAUAAAUCGUGUUAUUAUAAUGGCAGAUUGGUUGCAGAGUAAAACAACCCGGAAAUGUCGAUUUUAAGAAGUUUUGCUGGGUAUUAUAUAAAGGCAAUAAGUACGCAUCCAUGGAAAACCACUGCUCUAGCAACAGGUUUACUCUGUGGUACUGGAGAUAUAAUUGCUCAGCAAGUUGUGGAGAGACAUGGAAUUUAUAGCCACGACACCAGGAGGACUACAAAACUUUUUGCAAUGGGUUUAUUUUUUAUUGGACCGGGCCUUAGGUCAUGGUAUGUUGUUCUUGACCGAUUAGUCAUAGGAACAUCUUCAUCAGUUGUCAUAAAAAAAGUAUUGUUAGAUCAAGGAAUCUGGGCUCCGACAUUUAUAGCUGCAUUUUUUACUGUUUCUGAUGUAAUAGACGGUAAAUCAUUUGGAGAUAUUAGAAGAAGAUUACAACAUUCAUAUAUCCCAGCAUUACAAGCCAACUAUAUGUUAUGGCCUUGGGUUCAACUAGCAAAUUUCUAUUUUAUUCCUGUACAGCAUCGUGUCAUUGUGGUAAAUUUUGUAGCUUUAUUUUGGAAUACAUAUCUUGCGUGGGCAGUUAACAAAAAUAUUGACAAUGUUGUCUAGAUGGCUUUGUUCUUUAAUCCUAAUUUUGGCUACUUGUGCUACUUAAGGCGCGUCCAAUUUAUGUUCGGGAAAGUUUGAUAGUUUUUUGGGAGCUCCCGCGUUUUUGUAAUUAAGCUGUCAUGUUGCCAGACCCACAUUGCAGCUUUAACCGACGCGAGAAACGUCAGAGCAUGUUGAAGUGAACAUAUAAUAUAGAAAAGAAGAAGUUUUAGUAUAGUAGCAUGUUAUAUAAAAAAAAGUUGUACAACAUAGAUAAAAAAACCCUACCUUUUCCAGCCAUAUAGCUAUAACUUCAGGUGUUUUAUACAUCUUCAGAUUUUAGUUGCAUAGCUAGCUAAAAGUUUGAAGUCAGAACCAGUUUUAGUCUAGUCUAGCUAUAGCUAAAUAGUAUCUACUUUUGGAUCAAGUGAUUCCUGCAAUGACAGCUCAAGGUAAGAAUUCAGAGUUUCCCAGUCAUAAAAAACAGCAAGCUAUUUUGAGCUAAGUAUAUAUAUAGCUAGGCUAUUUACAGGAAGACAGGGACUGCUAGCCUGACUAUGCUAUUCUUAGGCUUCAAAAAUAAGCCAAAAAAUCACUGUUACUGUCGUAUUUCCAUCUUUUUUCAACUUCGAUAUAUAUAGCUAGCUAGCAUAAUUUGUUUUUUUCUCUGACUGACUAUUGUUGGCUAGUAACACCCAGUUCGGGAUAAAGGUUACAGAUAUGGAAACACGUUGUAAAAGGAAAACUGCUUCUAGAUUCAGAAACCUGUUGUGAUUUUUUUCCCAUAGAACGAUAGCAGAUGAUUUUCAAAUGGGGGUAUUUUUAAUAUUUAAAAAGCUUAAUAACUGGUUAUAAGGCUUACAAGUUUAUAACUCAAGUUGCUUAUUGGCCACUAAAACCUAUUAAAUUAAUGCUAGCCCAAUUUGGAUUACCGAAGUGGCUUUUAAUAUUCGGAAACUAUGAUUUUUGUACUGAAAAAGUUUGUAAACAAGAAACUGUUUUGUUUCCAUCUGUAUAAACCUUUUUCCAGACUGUAGCCUUACAUUGCAUGGUGUGACUUGUUCUAAUUUAAUGUGAAUUUAUUUCGGUGAAUUAUAAUCUUGGGAGAUUUAAAAACUUCCGUUAAUAUAUAUGAAAAAUUUCACUACAACGAAUUUGCCUUGGUGCUUUUUCUAGGAUAUUAUAACCAUAUCUAGGUAUAAAUAUUUGUACGUAUAUGUCUGGUUAUAGGAGUUUUUUUGUAAAAUGGCAAAAAAGAUUUGUGGACAACUUUUGGAAAUAAUGUUUGCGAUUUUGCGAUUGAAAUAUAAAAGCUAUAUAUUAUUCAGAACUGUGAGAAUUGAAUUUUGUGAUAACGAAAAAUAAAGAUAUUUUGCGGCAAAAAGUCUGUGAAUAAUUUUAUAAACUAUAACAAUAAUUUUAUAGUAAAAUAUAAUAAACUAUGUAUAUAUAUAUAUACCUAUA